Rhineura floridana is the source of this 3558-nucleotide messenger RNA. RefSeq names its product serine/threonine kinase 17b (gene STK17B). Gene Ontology annotation, biological process: positive regulation of apoptotic process; protein phosphorylation; intracellular signal transduction. The record is from RefSeq and is a predicted model, not a curated record. Lineage: Eukaryota; Metazoa; Chordata; Lepidosauria; Squamata; Rhineuridae. Bases 477 to 1598 code for a protein of 373 amino acids. Gene Ontology annotation, cellular component: nucleus. Gene Ontology annotation, molecular function: ATP binding; protein serine/threonine kinase activity. The transcript is spliced from 8 exons.
AUUGUGCGUGUAAGGUUGUUAUGGGAAAGGCUAGCGAACGGGGCCUUUUCUGUCCUCAGCCCGUUUGUGGAUUGCUGUAAAAAAAGCAGGACCUACAACGAGGAGGGAGGAAUACCGCCCCCUGGCGGCCCCUCUCUCCCUGGCCUGACUGGAUGGCUCCGCUGCGGCUGGUGCUUCUUGUGGGUCACGCCAUCCCCGCCGGCGACCGACGGUGGAGCGCCUGCUUAGGAAGCUGCUUCCCUCUCUCGGGGCCAUCCCGCUCUUCUGCUUCCCUCGCUCGCCUCAUAACACCCCUUUCCCACCUUUGCGCACACGUACUGCGUUGGCCCGCAGCCUCACUUUGUUCACCCGGGAGGGCUCCAGGUAGCGGCAACUGCCGAUGAAAAGACCCAGAAAGAGAAGAGAGGCUGAAGGGCUGGUGCUGAUUUUAAGGUGAAAACCAAUAACGAGUGUUGGAGGGACUUCAUGCAUUUACUAUGUCCAGGAGGAAGUCAGAGAGCAGAAGUCCUCCUGGCUUGUUGCCUACACCUCUUCAGACUCAAAUAAAAACGGAGAACUUCUACAGUUUCUACGAAGUUGAAUCCAAAGAGUUGGGAAGAGGAAAAUUUGCUGUGGUUAGAAAAUGUAUUGCAAAAUCUACAGGCCAGGAAUAUGCUGCUAAGUUUCUAAAGAAGAGGAGAAGAGGACAAGAUUGCAAAGCAGAGAUCCUACAUGAAAUAGCUGUUCUAGAAUUAACAAAGCAGAGUCCCCGUGUAGUAAAUCUCCAUGAAGUGUAUGAAACAACCAAUGAAAUCAUCUUGGUAUUGGAAUAUGCUGCUGGAGGAGAAAUCUUUAAUUUAUGUCUCCCUGACCUAGAAGAAACAAUAAAUGAAAUUGAUAUUAUUAGGCUUAUGCGGCAAAUUCUUGAAGGUGUUUGUCAUCUACAUCAGAACAACAUUGUCCAUCUUGAUUUAAAGCCCCAGAAUAUUUUACUGAGUAGUAUAUGCCCCCUUGGUGAUAUAAAAAUUGUUGAUUUUGGUAUGUCCCGGAAGAUUGGCAAUUGCAGUGAACUACGGGAAAUUGUUGGUACCCCUGAAUAUCAAGCACCAGAAGUCUUAAAUUAUGAUCCUAUUACUACAGCGACAGAUAUAUGGAGUGUAGGUGUAAUCUCAUACAUGCUGCUUACACAUGAAUCUCCUUUUGUGGGAGCUGACAAACAAGAAACAUACCUCAAUAUUUCUCAAGUAAAUGUGGAUUAUUCAGAAGAAACGUUUGCUUCAAUUUCACCAUUGGCCAGAGACUUCAUUCAGAUGCUACUUGUUAAAAAUCCUGAAGAGCGACUAACGGCAGAGGCCUGUCUGUCUCACUCUUGGCUUCACCAAGGAGAUUUCUUGUUGCUGUACAGCCCUGAAGAAAGCUCCAGUUCUUCUCCAACACGUGAUCAUAUGAAUAAAUUCACAGAAGAGAGAAAUAAUAAUAGAUCCAUGUGUAAUGGAAUGUGCAGUGAGCGAGAGGAUAAAGAGAAUAUCCCAGAAGACAGCAGUACAGUCUCCAAGCGAUUCCGUUUUGAUGAUUCUUUGCAGUACCCUCAAGAAUUUACAACAGACUUUGUAUGUUAACAAAUGCACUCCUGCAAGUUAUUUUGAACUGAAGUUAGGAUUCUAAUCUACUCCUGUGGCACAUGCUUUAAGUUUAUAGCUUGUCCACUACUGCAUUAUGGUUGUCCAAGAAACGCACUUUCAUUUGAUCUUGUGUUGGCCUUUCUUUGUGCUGCCAUUGCUGACAAUGGGCCUGACUCUUGGAAAACUGGAGUCCUGGCACCUGAGGUGGCUUGUCUUUGGAGACAAACAGGUAACUGAGUAUAUUUGCACUUUUACAUUUUUAAAGUCCAAAUAAUGGAUUUUGGUGUGUGUAUAAAUAAAGUAGGCAAACUGAAAAGUGGAUUCUUUUGAAUGUUAACAAACAGCUAGCCUUGUUAAACACACCAUGACCAUGUUCUAAGCCAAAGAGUGACCUAAUAAUACAUACGCAGUUGUAUUGUUACUAAAGCUACAUGAACUUGACAAAGCAAAGAAAUGGGCCCUUUUGUUCAAGUCUAGCAGAACAGCCUCACACUGUCAUUUUUUGUUGGGAAGAUUCAAAUUACUAGUGACUUAUUAGUAUUCACUUGGAAUGUUGAUGGGCAUUCAAGUGCUUUGGAUUAGGUUCUUGACUGGCAGCCUAUUCUCUUGCAUGUUUGCUCAGAAGUGAGCCUGUCUGGGUUCAGUGGGAUUUGCAUGAGAGUAAGUGCAGAUGAGUUUGCAGUCUUAGAACACUCUCAUCUGAGGCACUUAAAUAACCAUUUGCAUUCCCCAGUUCUGUUAUGCAAAUAUAAUAUCUAGGUUUUCUAGAAUGCUCAUUUAAUUUAAAAAAAACCCGACUUUUUUCUGUGCACAAAUUGCAUGGAAGAGGCUCAAAUAUGCAUUUGUGUAUCUGUUUUCUUACAAAUUGUUGUGUCUUUUAGGUUUACCUUGUUGGCAGGAGAAUCUGUGCAAUUCUAUGUACUACUAAAGGUUAGGUUAAAUCUUGUAGCGUUUAGGUUUGAAGGCCUUACUCAUAUCAGCAAACAUAGUUUUAUGAAUGAGAACUUCCACAAAAGUGUGCAGUGUCAGAUGUGUUGUCUUAAUUUAUUCUUUUCCAGAUUAAGUUGACUUCAUCAAACUAUUUCCCCAAAUUACAAAUAUUUCCAUCUUCUCAUUUAUCAGCUGAAUCUAUUGAUCAUAUCCAACAAACAUAUUGUACUACUAUGUGUGUAACAGCGCAAUCUAGGCCUCUUUACCCAGAAGUAAGUCCCACUAUGUUCAAUGGGGCUUACCCCCAGGUAAGGGUAAAUAGAAUUGCAGCCUAAAGCCAUGCAUUGUAUAUGCAGCUACUAUUCAUCAGCAUGAGAGAAGAAAAGUAUACAAGAGUGAAUCAGUGCUUUGUGGCAUUGAACAGCUAAUUACCCCACAAACUUAGUACAUGUCUAGACCAGAGAAAUGCUGUGAUAAUGCUUAGCAUAGGGCUUGCCAUUUAUUCACUAAUUUUAAUUUUACAAACAAUGAUAUGAGGCUGGCAUGGCAGGUAAAUGUGUUGAGGUAUAUUUUUCCAUUCAAAAAGUACAGAAUUUCAGUAUUUAAUAUUUGAAAGCCAUAUUUUCUUCAGUCUGUCAGUUAAAAAUCCCUGUAGGAAGGGAGGGUCGCAAAUGACUACAUCCUAAUUUGCUUUUUAAAAACAUUAAUUUUAGACAUUUAAAAACAGAGGAUCAUAUUGGAUAAACAUACUUUUAACAUGGAAGAAAGGUUAAAAGUGAAACAAGCAUGCCAUAAUAAUAGUUAUACCAGCACUUUAUAAAACAGAAUAUGGUAAAAUAAAUAUGUUUCCAUUGUGGUAUUUUAAAAAAUGUUUACAUUUCUUACUGCUUUUAGUCUUACCACUUCUAAAGAUUUUGAAUAAGUCAGUUUUUGUCUCUAGUCAUUAGAGCUUUUCAGAUUUUAUAAACACUUGUAUAUGUAUGUAAAUUCAGAGUAUCACUUGAAUCUGACAAUUCUAAAUUGUGUU